Molecule: messenger RNA, 1968 nt
Organism: Coturnix japonica (Japanese quail)
Lineage: Eukaryota; Metazoa; Chordata; Aves; Galliformes; Phasianidae
Gene: PEAK3
Product: PEAK family member 3
Biological process (GO): protein phosphorylation
Cellular component (GO): actin cytoskeleton; focal adhesion
Molecular function (GO): protein kinase activity
Source: RefSeq, a predicted model, not a curated record
CAUUGCAACAACCUGCAGCGGUCAGUGCACACUGCUGAGUGCAAUCGGUGCCCCCGGAGCACCCCGGGGAGCAACACUGAGCCUCGAGCUUCCUUUAAGCUCACGUAGACAUUGGUGAAUGCAUUUUGAAAGCACAUCAUCCUGCAAGUAGAAGCCAUGGCCAGCGCAGGUGGAGCACAGGAUGGGGUUUGGGAGCAUUUGCUGAGCCCAGGGAGCCCCCAGCAGAGCCGGGAUAUGAGAAUGGAGCCCAGCAGGCCCCCACCGCUGCCAGGGAAAGCUCGGAGGGCCAUGGCACGAGCCCGCUGUGCCAGCCUGGACCUGGGGGGCUCUAUGGUGAACAUGCCCCUAUUGGACACCCUGGAGGAGCACCCACCUCAGACCCCAACCUCAGACCUCAUCUACAGCAACGUGGGAGAGCUGCGCGCCCACCUCGUCCCCACCAAGGCCAGCCGAGGGGAUGGAGCCAGGAGAGCCCCCCCACAGCCCGGCCACGACCCCCUGCCUCCCCCCUUGCCCCAAAAGCAGCUUCAGAGAGCUGAGUCCCUCCCUGAGCAGGGCACAUGGAAGCCCUAUGGCCGAGACCCCCAGCCACAGCUCAGCAGCUCUUGGUCUCAACACAAAGAUGGGGCACCCAAAAAGCCCCUGACCAAGUCACAUAGCCUGGGGGAGACCCGGGGGGUGUUUCUGAUGCCCAACCCGGCAGAUCUGACAUUUAGAACAGGGGAUGCAGUGCUAAGCCCGAUCCUGCAGGGUCUGGAGGACCGGACAGGGCUGUGCGACCUCAUGGUGGGCUGUCAUGCUGCUGGCCUGACCCGGCUGUGUGCCCGUGCUAUGGAGGGGCUAAUGGGGUCCUGGGAGGGGCUGCAGACUAAGCUGGCAGGGCAAGGCUGGGCUGCACUCAACGUGCUGCAGGGGGAGCCGUGCUGCCAGAGCGGGGAUGCCUGGUAUUACCGUGUGGGGGUCACCUUUAGGAAUGAACAGCUGGAGCUCGCAGCCAAGGUCCUCAAGCCAGGCUGCUGCACCAAAGAAAUAGAGAGCUCCCUUGGAUCACACUGCAGCAUCCAGCGCAUCAUCAGCCGCUUCACUGACCGUCUCCCAGGGGCAUUGGUCCUCCCAGGUCACCCCAGCAAACAGGGACUGUCCCCAGGCUGCCCUGCUGUUCCCCGUGUCCUGCAGGUCCUCCUGUCUCCAGAUGUGCCCUACCAGACCCUGGCGGGGUUUGUGGAGAGCUCCCAUGCACUGCAUAGGAGCAGCCCUGGGCACUAUGAACGCCUGGCAUGUCUGCUCCUCCUGCAGCUGUGCACGGGGCUGGAGCACCUCAGGGUGCAGAAUAUGGGGCAGGGUGAUAUCUGCCCUGAGAACCUGUUGUUGGUGCAGUGCCCACGUCCCUAUGACAGCCAGCAGGACAAGGAGGGAUCCGUGGGGCUGUCCCUUCCAAGGCUGCUCAUCAGCAACUUCUUCAAGGUGAAAGACAAGACCAGACCUUGUUCCACCAGCCAAGAGUGGGACUGGACCAAAGGGUCUGCUGCUCUCACCACCCCGAUGGCAGAUGAGCUGAACGUUGGCAUGUUGAUCUAUAAGAUACUGCACGUGGAUAUCUCUCUGGAAAAUGCUUUGGAUCUGAGAAGCGAUCAGCUUCCUGCAAUCCCCUCCCUGUCCAUCUAUUCCACGGGACUCAAGCAUUUGGCCACUCUGCUUCUCCACCGAGAUCCAUGCAAGAGGGUCUCCAUCAGGGAAGCCAGGCACAUCCUGCAGGUCCUGCUCUGGGGGCCUCGCCAGGAGCUAUUUGCUAAGAGCAGGAAGACGCUGGUCCUGCUGCAGAGCUGGUUGGAGAUGAAGAGGGCUCUGCUGCUGCUAAAGCUGGCCGAGGGGAGCCCUGGCCUCGAGGAGUGGCUGUGCUGCCAGUACUUUGUGGAGGCCACCGAGCACAUGCUCUACCAGGUCACCCAGACUCUUUACACGCCAUAA